AGCCACGCAGCGUGCGAAACAGAAAAACACCCCAUCAAAUUCCUACGGGAAGAGAGAGCUCCAGCGUCUCGGAGAGUGAAGGGAGGAGAAGAGAGGAAGGGCCGAUUUUGAUCGCCGUGAGGAUGUACAAGUCGCGGCUGCAGGAGCUGUGCAUGCAGCGGCGGUGGGCCCCGCCGGAGUACACCCACCGGCGCGCGGGCCCCGACCACGCCCCGCUCUUCGGCGCCACCGUCGCCGUCAACGGCGCGGAGUUCAGCACCGGGGACGCCGCCGCAAGGUCGGCCAAGGAGGCGCACAACAUCGCCGCCAAGGCCGCCUUUGACCACCUCUCCUCCCUGCCGAUGCCGCCGCCGCCGCCGUCGCUUCAGGCCUCCGAAAACCAAACUUCUUACAAAAGUCAGCUGCAAACUUAUGCUCAGAAGAAGACCAAAGCAUUGCCUUCAUACCAAACAAUUCGGGAAGGUCCAGUUCAUGCAUCUCGGUUCAAGUCAGUAGUGACUGUAGAUGGCAAAGCAUUUGAAAGUCCAGAAUACUAUCACACAAUUAAGGAUGCUGAAUCUGCUGCUGCAAAACUUGCUCUGAUGUCCUUACCUCAAGAAGUAAGCUCAACGGAGCAAGUGCAGGUCCAGCCAUUAUCAUACAAGAAUCUUCUACAAGAAGUUGCUCAGAAACAUGGCAUUUCCUUGCCUGCCUACAACACAGCUUCAGAUGGAUCAAUGCAGGUACCUAUCUUCAAAUCGACUGUGGUAUUUCAAGGUGAAAGUUUUGAGGGAGAACCAGGAAAUACUAAGAAGCAAGCAGAGAUGAAUGCUGCUAAGGUUGCUUUUCAACAUUUUGAAAACAGAAGGAAAAAUUUUCUUUCUUCCACUGUUCUAGCAGGGCCACAUUUGGAACAAGGAACAGUGAACUUAUCUGCUGGACAACAGGUCAAGAUUGCACAACCUGCCUUUUCAGUUCCCCAAGCAUCAGCAGCAACAAGGCACAGUGAGAGUGGUGCUAUGAGUCAUGAUCAUCACUCCCCUGGAUCCACUAAUCCCCUUCCUAUAUCAGAUUCUACAAAAUGUCCUGAUGAACAUAUCCAACCUUGUGAGUUGAAAGAGGAAAAACCAGCCUUUCCAGAGCCAAGCACAGUGGCUGAAGUAAUGGACUCGUCUCCAGAGCUCACACAGUUGGAAGAUGGCCACUCGGCCCCCUUCACCCCAAUCAGGACUGCCAGUUCUACCGGAUGCGGCUGCUCCUUGUUAACUAACCGAGUCCAGGUCUACCCACGCCGUCCUGACCUGGUAUUACCGGAGGGUGCGACCGUUCUUCCCUUCAGUGAUGAUGUUUGGGUGGCAGUCAGCCUACCUACCCUUAACCAUUAAGGCAGUAAAACUACCUCUUGGGGACAUUUCAGUAGACAAGAACUGGAGCCGGUGCUUUUGUGACGUUCUACCUACUGCCAAAGUUUAAAUUUACCCUAACUGUAGUGCCAGCAAGCAAAUGGUGCAUGUCCAUGCUGCAAGCUGAAGUUAUUGUUUCGAUGUUUUGGAUGGAUGAACUCUUUUAUCGUAUCUAGCUAAUUAGUUGCUCAGCUAUCUCAGCAGCAACCAUAA
Oryza brachyantha (malo sina) is the source of this 1595-nucleotide messenger RNA. RefSeq names its product double-stranded RNA-binding protein 1-like. The coding region runs from base 123 to 1364 and encodes 413 amino acids. The record is from RefSeq and is a predicted model, not a curated record. Lineage: Eukaryota; Viridiplantae; Streptophyta; Magnoliopsida; Poales; Poaceae. The transcript is spliced from 6 exons.